This is a messenger RNA of Ruditapes philippinarum (Manila clam), 3239 nucleotides long. Its product is annotated as succinate dehydrogenase [ubiquinone] flavoprotein subunit, mitochondrial-like. Lineage: Eukaryota; Metazoa; Mollusca; Bivalvia; Venerida; Veneridae. The transcript is spliced from 14 exons. Gene Ontology annotation, biological process: tricarboxylic acid cycle; mitochondrial electron transport, succinate to ubiquinone. The coding region runs from base 56 to 2047 and encodes 663 amino acids. The record is from RefSeq and is a predicted model, not a curated record. Gene Ontology annotation, molecular function: flavin adenine dinucleotide binding; electron transfer activity; succinate dehydrogenase (quinone) activity.
GUAUAGGCUUAUUCAAUAACAUUGAGAAACGCAUGCGCAAGAACACUGUAGCAAAAUGGCGAGCCUGUUGAAAGUGACUGGAUGUGUUGCACAAAAAACGCUGCUACAAAAUUUAGCAAAACCUACAGCAGUAUGCAGCAAGAAUUUCCACUUUAAAAUUUUUGGACAAAAUCACACAAACAAAUCAUCUAAAACAGGCGAGCAGUUAUCGCGAGACUACCCUGUCAUAGACCAUACUUACGAUGCUGUAGUGGUGGGUGCUGGUGGUGCGGGGCUCAGGGCUGCUUUCGGUCUUGCCAAUGAGGGCUUCAAGACGGCAUGUAUCACAAAGCUGUUUCCAACCCGUUCACACACAGUUGCUGCACAGGGUGGGAUAAAUGCUGCAUUAGGGAACAUGGAGGAGGAUGAUUGGCGAUAUCAUUUCUACGACACAGUGAAAGGAUCUGAUUGGCUGGGAGAUCAGGAUGCGAUUCAUUACAUGUGCGAAGAAGCCCCGAAAGCUGUGAUUGAGCUGGAGAAUUAUGGUAUGCCAUUCAGUCGUCUUGAAAACGGAAAGAUUUACCAGCGAGCAUUCGGCGGACAAAGUUUGAAGUAUGGCAAGGGUGGACAGGCUCAUAGAUGUGCGGCUGUAGCCGACAGAACUGGUCAUUCACUUCUACAUACACUAUAUGGAAGGUCUUUGAAAUAUGAUACACAUUACUUCAUUGAAUACUUAGCCCUUGAUUUGAUCAUGGAAGAUGGUGAAUGUCGGGGAGUUACGGCCCUUAGUCUUGAAGAUGGCACAAUACAUAGAUUUAAAUCAAAGAACACGAUUUUAGCAACAGGGGGAUAUGGAAGAGCAUAUUUCUCGUGCACAUCAGCUCACACUUGUACAGGUGAUGGAACUGCCAUGACAGCCCGUGCGGGACUUCCCAAUGAAGACAUGGAGUUUGUACAGUUCCAUCCAACAGGUAUAUAUGGAGCGGGUUGUUUAAUUACUGAGGGUUGCCGUGGUGAGGGAGGCAUCUUGCUCAACUCGAAAGGAGAGAGGUAUAUGGAACGCUACGCCCCAACUGCCAAGGAUCUUGCCUCCAGAGAUGUUGUUUCAAGGUCGUCUACUAUUGAGAUUAGGGAAGGCAGGGGCUGUGGACCAGAUAAAGAUCAUGUUUACCUUCAACUUUCACAUUUACCAGCAGAGGUAUUGAAAACUCGACUUCCAGGUAUCUCGGAGACGGCCAUGAUUUUCGCUGGCGUUGACGUCACUCGAGACCCUGUACCUGUGCUCCCAACAGUACAUUACAACAUGGGCGGUGUUCCUACUAAUUACAAAGGACAGGCAAUCACAUUUGAUGGUAAAAAUGAUAGAGUUAUCCCAGGUCUGUAUGCCGCUGGAGAGGCAGCAUGUGCCUCGGUUCAUGGUGCCAACAGGUUAGGCGCAAACUCACUUCUUGAUUUGGUGGUAUUUGGCCGUGCCUGUGCCAACACUAUCAUUGAAGAAAAUAAACCAGGGGAGAAGAUCGGUGAUAUAGCUCCAAACGCAGGUGAAGGAUCUGUUGCUAAUAUUGACCGAGUGCGGUUCUCAAACGGCUCGGUACCCACAGCUGAUCUACGUCUCCGGAUGCAGAAAACUAUGCAGAACCAUGCAGCUGUGUUCCGUGACGGCCCCACAUUAGAGGAGGGUGUUAAAAAGAUGCGGGAUCUUAAUAAAGAACUGGAUGAUCUAAAGUUGUUUGAUCGUGGAAUGAUCUGGAACACAGAUCUUGUGGAGAGUCUAGAGUUACAGAACUUGAUGAUAAAUGCUCUUCAAACAAUCGAAUCUGCCGCCGCUCGUAAAGAAAGCCGUGGAGCACAUGCGAGAGAAGAUUUCCACCAACGUUUAGAUGAGUAUGACUAUAGUAAGCCACUAGAAGGCCAGACUGCUCUACCAUUAGAAAAACACUGGAGAAAACAUACACUCUCAUAUACAGACAGUGCAGGAAAUACUAAACUGGAUUACCGCCCAGUUAUAGAUCAGACACUAGAUCAGAAAGACUGUCCAAUGGUCCCACCAGCCAUACGUUCUUAUUGAGGAUUUUGUGUACCAAAAAACUAUUUAUAGAUUAUAAUAAUUACCGAGUCUGUCCUUCUAAAUGAGCAGUGUAACAAAUAAAAGUACCUUUUGUGUGGGUUUUGAAAACACACGCACACAAACCAAUGAUAAUAAAAAUAGAAAGGUGAUAAUAAUAAGUUAAAGGUCAAGAUGUUUUCAUCUUUUAUUGUGUUCUUUUGUUUAUUGUUGAUGGAAGAUUUUCAUAAUUGCUUUUUGAUCGUAAACAACAAUUUAAAAAAUUUUAAUCUAAAAUGAGAAAGGCGUUUGAUUCUCUACUUUUGAAAAGUCUGUCAGACAAUUAAAGUAUGACAUUUUUAUGAUGGUUCUGUCCGCAGUUGUACAGCUGAUGCGAGUCUUUAUGAUAUAUAGUCACAGGUGUGUGUCUUGAAAUCUUUGAAGUAUUAAAAUCACUUUGAAAUGUUGGUCUGUUACCACUAUUGAAUUUAAUGUAAAUGUUAAAUUGUUUUUCUGUUAAUUUUUUUUUUGUAUUGUGUAUUAUGUAUGAAAUUACUGUGUAAUAUUUGUGAGAUACAUUUAUAUAUUGAAAUAUUUGCAGUAAAGACUUGAAAUAAGAUCCAAAUAAAUUGUGCAGUAGUGAUCGAGAAAUUAUCGUCCAAUUUCUAUAUUCAAACAUAUUUAGUUAUUGUUGUAAAACUGACAUAUAGAUUGAAAGAGAAGACAAUUAAUUUAUGUUGAAAAUAAUUGUACAUUAAAUGCAUAGAUAAAUGUGGCAAUGUCUUUUUGUUUAUCAGAUAUAUAUUUUUGUGAAAAAUGCCAUAUAUUGGUUAAAUACUAAGUAUACACCUAUUGUCUUUACAUGCUUAAAUACCCACUUAAAUAUUUAAGGGAUUUGUCCUAACAAUUUCUAAUUUCUUUUUCUUCUUUUUUUGUUUCUUUUUUUUAAACAUUUAAUAAACAGAAUAUAUUUGAAACAGAAUAUAUUUGGUUAGGUUUAUGAGAUAUAAACUUCCCUCUUGAUUGUUGUGGAAACAAAACUAGAUUUAAACACACGUUUGUGCUAAAUUAUAGUGCUUAGAAUAUAUAUUUUCUUAUUUUUCAUUGCAUCUUGACUAUAGAAAGCUUUGCAGACAUAUUGUCUUUACUGAUCGUGUAUUUAUUGAAUAUUUGUUUUAUUACAAAACUGAAUAAAGUAUAUGAAAUUCUGAGACAA